AUGUGUGGUGGGGGUAAGUGCGUUGCCCAAACUAAAAAAUCAAAAUUUGUACCAAAUACACCAGAAAUUGAAACAAUGGACAAUCAUUUGUCACAAAAUAUUAAAGAAACAUUUACAAAUUCAUCGUUCAUUGGUGAAAUGACAAAUUUACCACUCAAUUCGGAUGUCCUUCUCAAUACGCUUACAAAUGUUGUUAAACAAGUGUGUCAGAAACAACAACAACAAAUUGAUUUUUUAACAUCUGAAUUGAAGGAAGUUAAAACACAACUGGUUGAAGUUCAGUUUCAAAUGAAUGACCAUCAACAGUAUACAAAACGAAAAGAUUUAGUAAUAUAUGGCAUACCAGUUCAAAAAAAUGAAAAUACUACAAAUAUGGUUAUUGAAAUGGGGAAUUCAUUAGGGGUUCAAUUUAAUGAUGCACAUUUUUAUUCAGUACAUCGCUUACCACAGAAGUACAGGCUCGACGGCAGGGAAGUAUGGAUGACAUAUCCACCAUAA
Molecule: messenger RNA, 498 nt
Organism: Didymodactylos carnosus
Lineage: Eukaryota; Metazoa; Rotifera; Eurotatoria; Philodinida; Philodinidae
Source: the annotation of a GenBank genome assembly